GGGCGGGGCCUGGGCCGCGGGGCGCGCGGAGGAUGACGCGAGCGCUAACCAAGGGCGCGAGGUGCAGUUCCGGAAGCUUGCCGAGAGGCUUCUCGGUGGAAAGCCUGGCUCGGCCUUUGGCUGGCCGACUGGAAGAGAGAGCUGUUCCCUGAUAACCCUGCUGCUGACCAUAGUCAAGCAGUAACUAGACUACUUUCUCAACCCAGGGCGGAGCUCCCGCCGGUGCUAGACCUUGAGCUUGGCACAGUGGGGAUCUCUGAAGACCUAAAGUAGGAUGGAUCUGCCUGUGGAUGAGUGGAAAUCAUAUGUAUUUCAGAAGUGGUCUUUGCUCCCGAAGUCCAUUCAGGUCACGAUCUCUACCGCAGAGACUUUGAGCGAUAUCUUUCUUCACUCCUCUUUGCUUCUUCAACCCGAGGAUGAGAUGUUUUUACAAAAUCUGUCUAGGGGCUACCUGGUGGAAAAGGACCCCAACGCUCCCCUUUUCUACAGAGAAGAAGGAAACAAAAAAUUUCAGCAGAAGGAUUAUAUGGGAGCCACAGUGCUGUACUCUAAGGGAAUAUCACAUUCAAGGCCUCACACUGCAGACAUUUCACUGUGUUAUGCCAAUCGCUCUGCAGCCCUCUUCCACCUGGGUCAGCAUGAAAUGUGUCUUAAAGACAUCAUGAGAGCGCAGAUGCACGGGUAUCCAGAGAGACUGCAACCCAAGAUGAUGUUGCGUAAGGCAGAAUGUCUGGUGACCCUGGGGAGACGACAGGAGGCGAGCCAGACCAUCAGUGAUCUUGAAAGUAGCUUUGCUGCCAAACCAACCCUCGCAGCUGCCCAGUUUCAGAUUCUGCAGACAAACCUCUGUCGUCUGAAAAUGAAGGCACAAGAAAAGGAGAGUCUCACAGAAACCUUCCCGGCAGCUCUAACCAAAGCCUUGGAGGAUAUGGACCUAAAGGGAGAGAAUGGACAAGUCCCCAGCGCAUCGUCAUCUGUCAGCUUACGCACAGACCCUUUAAGAGGCCGCUAUUUGGUUGCCACAAAAGAUAUUCUCCCAGGAGAGCUCUUGGUGAAGGAGGACGCUUUUGUGAGCGUCCUUCACCCGGGAGAGAUGCCACCACUACGUCACCUAGAGAGCAAGUGGGAUACCAGGGUUACCAACGGGGACCUCUACUGUCACCGAUGUUUGGACCACACUUUGGCCACAGUUCCCUGUGAUGGGUGCAGCUAUGCCAAAUACUGCAGCCAUGACUGUAUGCAGCAGGCCUGGGACCUGUACCAUAGUGUGGAGUGUUCUCUAGGGGGGCUGCUUCUCACACUGGGUGUCUUCUGCCACAUUGCCCUGAGGUCCACUCUCAUAGCUAGAUUUGAGGAUGCAAGCGAAGUCAUAAGGAAGCUUUGCGGUGAGAUUAGGAACAGAGACACAUGUUCACCUGAAAGAGAGACUCUGGUGCAGACACUCACUUGUGACCUGGGAGGGGAGAGUGAGAACAAAGGCAAAAUGCUCGAGCCCCCAGUUCCAGGAUGUGAUCUGAAUGGGAAAUAUGAAAGUAAUUACAAUGCCGUCUUCCACCUCCUGCCACAUACUGGAAACCAUAGCCCGGAGCACAGAUUUCUCUGUGCUCUAAGUGUCUCUGCACUGUGCAGGCGACUUGAAGCAGCCAGUUGCUACAAGCCAGCGGUGGCUGUGCCUCCUGGGUCGGGUUCAGAGUUGGAUGUCUGGGGAGUGGCCAUGCUGAAACACGUGCUACAGCUGCACUGUAACGCUCAGGCGAUCACCACCAUUCAGCACACAGGAUCUAAAGAGAACAGCGUGACCAAGAGCAGGCAGGUCCGCCUUGCCACGGGCAUCUUCCCUGUCAUCAGCCUCCUGAACCAUUCCUGCAGCCCCAACACCAGCGUGUCCUUCAUUAGCACCGUCGCCACCGUUCGGGCAUCACAGCAGAUUGGAAAAGGGCAAGAGAUUCUCCACUGCUAUGGGCCUCACCAGAGCAGGAUGCGUGCUGCUGAAAGGCAACAGAAGCUGAGAUCACAGUAUUUCUUUGACUGCAGUUGCGCAGCUUGUCAGAACGAGAAGCACUCAGCUGCCACAGGGCCCCGGUGGGAGGCGUUCUGCUGCAGGAGCUGCGGGGCGCUCAUGCAGGGAGACGAUGUACUGAUCUGUGGCAGCACGUCCUGUACGGAGUCAGUCAGCAGAGAUCACCUCAUCUCUCGGUUACAGGACCUUCAGCAGCAGGUUGGGAUGGCCCGGAAGCUUCUCAGAAAUGAUGAACCAGAGCGAGCCAUUCAGCUAUUGUUGGGGUGCCAGCGUGAUGCCCAGAGCUUCCUGUCAGGAGAACACAGUCUGGUGGGAGAAAUGGAGGAUGACUUGGCCCAGGCCUAUGCCGCCUUAGGGGACUGGCAAAAGUCAGCUACCCAUCUACAGAAGAGUCUCCAAGUGGUUGAGGUUCGCCAUGGGCCGUCCAGUGUUGAAAUGGGCCAUGAGCUCUUCAAACUGGCCCAACUCUUCUUCAACGGCUGCUGGAGGUCCCUAGAGGGGAAGAGGCUGAGAGCAGAGCCAGGCUGGCUGGAGGCGGCCCUGGAGACGGCUGGCGAGGUCAGAGGGGACUGCGCAGAGAAGGGCGGGCGAGUGGUCAGAGGACAAACGUGGCAGAGAGGGCUGCCUGCCCUCAGGCACCAGCCGGGUGCUCAGUGCAGCCUGUGGCCUCCUCCCACCUUCCUCCGCCCUCAUGCUCCCACUCAUGCCCAGAAUAGUGACAGCAAAGCAGCCAGGGCCAUUCAUUCUUUAUUCGCGUGGCAUAAAAAUCAUUACAAAAACUUUACAAAAGAGCCUUAGGGAACUAUCCCCCUCCUCUCCCACUGCAGCCCCUGAGACACCUGGGUAGAGGAGGGAGCGGAGGGAAGGAGAGUCCUGGCAAUGUGGGUAUGUCCAAGGAGCGGUGGGGGGGCCGAGGUGACAGAACAUCAGGGUGGGCGGAGGGCCGAGGGCCUUAGGGAGGUUAAGGCCGAAGCAGGGACUGGAAGGCCCAACUCCCACCCACACAGCGGGACAAGGUUCCACCCCCAGGGUCUGUCAGUCCUCUGCCCAGCCAAGGCAUCCAUUCCGUCCUGUCCCCACCCCCCUCUGGUAAACAAAUGUGGAAGUGCCACCGCCACCUUAGGGAAUAACCUCCCUCCCUUCCUGACAAAAGUGGAUCUCUCUAGCUGCCCCUCUGCCCAAGCCCCAAACAAGGACAGCCUCCUAGCCGCUUUGGAAGAAAUAAUGUGGGAUCCAGGCCUGUGACUCCCUGACGCCCGCCCACAUCCUGGCCCCACCCAUCCCAAACUCCCCGAGAGAGGAGAGGAGAGGAGAG
Molecule: messenger RNA, 3335 nt
Organism: Acinonyx jubatus (cheetah)
Lineage: Eukaryota; Metazoa; Chordata; Mammalia; Carnivora; Felidae
Gene: SMYD4
Product: SET and MYND domain containing 4
Exons: 11
Coding region: 275-2818 (847 amino acids)
Molecular function (GO): protein binding
Source: RefSeq, a predicted model, not a curated record